This is a messenger RNA of Penicillium diatomitis, 1548 nucleotides long. RefSeq lists its product as uncharacterized. The transcript is spliced from 4 exons. Lineage: Eukaryota; Fungi; Ascomycota; Eurotiomycetes; Eurotiales; Aspergillaceae. The record is from RefSeq and is a predicted model, not a curated record. Bases 1 to 1548 code for a protein of 515 amino acids.
AUGGCCGCUCCAGGCUAUUUAUCGAGUUCUUACAAUAGGCGACUUCGCUUUCGCCUCUUAAAGCCGGUUUUGCGUGCAUAUGCCUUGAGCUAUCUGUCAUACGUGACGCCGAAGAUUUUUGCUCGCGCAAAACAGCCGAGCCAGCGGGGUUGGACAAUCAGGCAGAAGAUUGAAGAGAUUCUUCGGAUUUUGCUCAAGUCGCUGCGGGUUGACAGCUUUCCAACCUUCUGUGCGAUCGUGGUGGGGGGCUCAACCGUUUCACCGGUGUUGUUGCAAAGAAUAUGCGUCUUGGCCUUAGGAGAUCAAUCGAAGAGUGCUUCUCAUAUCACACGACGCAUGAGGUCUUUCAUUCAGUUCUCCACGGCCCUCUUGGCAGCAUAUCUAGGAUUUGGCCUUCUCAACAAAAACCGUACAAUCUCGCGAGCAGAAGCUGAAGCCCACUUGACUGCUAAAUAUGGAACCCUUGACCGAGAGUCAGGGAGCGCCGCAGCUCCUCCGCUGCCAGAUCUUGCCGGCCGGACAAUGGAUUUGACCAUCUUCUCUGCCGUUCGAGCUGCGGAUGUGCUGGCAUGUAUGGCGUGGAACCACUGGGCCCGUCGGCGAAAAGCUCAGAAUAGGUGGACAAGAGUCGAGGAACUAUUUCCAGGCCUGGCUGACGCUGGUGUUUUUGCCAUGAGCGCUGCAGUGGUCAUGUGGGCUUGGUUUUAUCUUCCAAAAAGACUUCCCCGAACUUACGAAAAAUGGAUUGGAGAGGUUGCCAAGGUGGACAUGCGCCUGAUCGAGGCACUUCGGCGAGCACGUCGUGGGAUCUUCAUCUAUGGAAGAGAUACCGGGCAGGCUCCGCUUCUAAUGUCCAUGUGUAGAGACUUUGGCUGGCCGGAACAAUGGGGAGACCCGGCGAAAACUGCACCGAUUCCCUGCGAGAUGGUGCAUAUGGGCUGUGGACCCAACUGUGAGAUACACGCUCUGACACGCUUCUUUAAAACCUUCAAAGUCGCCUGUACGACGUAUGUUCCGCUGCAGAUUGUUUUCCGUCUGCAGAAGAUCAAGGAUCCAGCUGUGCUGCGCCGUGCGGUUCUUGAGGGCGCUCGGUCAUCGGCAUUUCUCGCCGCUUUCGUGGGUAUCUUCUAUUAUGCUGUGUGUCUGGCCCGAACGCGUCUUGGACCGAAAAUGUUCGAUGAAAAAACAGUGACGCCGCAGAUGUGGGAUUCUGGUCUUUGCGUGGGUGCUGGAUGUCUGCUAUGUGGAUGGAGUGUCUUGGUCGAACAACCGCGAAAGAGACAAGAACUGGCUCUGUUUGUGGCACCAAGGGCUGCUGCGACGGUGCUGCCACGUCUGUACGACAAAAAGUUUUCGGAAGGGAACCGGAUGUUCAUUCACCGAAGCUCCCAAAUGCUGACAAUCUUCUUUUCCUUACUGCCACAGUUCCAGUACCGCGAGCGAAUCGCAUUUGCCAUCAGUGCUGCUAUUCUCAUUACCACUCUACGUGAUAGACCUAGAUUGGUGCGAGGCGUCUUUGGGAAGAUCGCUGCCCGAGUUUUGAAUUAG